Neoarius graeffei (lesser salmon catfish) is the source of this 6243-nucleotide messenger RNA. It is a transcript of the gene zeb1b, whose product is annotated as zinc finger E-box binding homeobox 1b. The transcript is spliced from 8 exons. The coding region runs from base 1066 to 4299 and encodes 1077 amino acids. NCBI's taxonomy places the organism in Eukaryota, Metazoa, Chordata, Actinopteri, Siluriformes, Ariidae. Gene Ontology annotation, molecular function: DNA-binding transcription factor activity, RNA polymerase II-specific; RNA polymerase II cis-regulatory region sequence-specific DNA binding. Gene Ontology annotation, biological process: regulation of transcription by RNA polymerase II; anatomical structure development. The record is from RefSeq and is a predicted model, not a curated record.
CUCUAUCUCUCAUUCUCGCUCUCUCAUUCUCGCGCUCUCUCUCAUUCUCUCUCUCUUUUUCUCUCUCUCUGUCUCAUUCUGUCUCUCUUCCUCUCUGUCUCUGUCUCUCAUUCUCUCUCUCUCUCUCUCUCUCUCUCUCUCUCAUUCUCUCUCUCAUUCUGUCUCUCUUCCUCUCUGUCUCUCAUUCUCUCUGUCUCUCUCUCUCUCUCUCUCUCUCUCUCUCUCUGGUUGGUAACUAGAAGGAGAAAGGAAUCUCUCUGCUCGGCCGCACAACAACUGCAGCUGAGCCUAUAUAAGGAAUGGGUCGUGUCCAUACAUCUGUCCUGAGCAGCGGCUGUGAUCCAUCCCCCUCCGGCUGCUGGAGGACAGGAGUGGAGUCACACUGGGACUCGAGCACAACAUGAACUUUUGGGCGCGCGCUCGAACACCAUCUGCGUUGUGUUUAUCUGCUCUUCUUUCUUUCUUAAAACAAACAAACAAACAAAAGCUAAUAAGGAGUUUGUGACUUUAUAACACUGUAGCCUGCUGUAUUUACAGGACUCCUGAUCGGGCGUCUAUUAUGUGUGUGUGUUGUUGUUGUUGAGAGCCCGAGUUGUUUACUCACAGUGCUGAUGUGAAUCUUCAACCCUGCCGCUGAACUGCGUUAAUCAUCUAAAGACUUCGUUACACUUCAGUCCGAUAUGGGAUGGGUUCUGUUGUUGUUGUUGUUGUUGUUGUUUGUGUGCCACUCUGUAGCAGAGUCAGGAAUAACGGUGCUCGGGUUGUGUUUCCGCCAUGCGCGCGCUCCCUGGCGGUGCUCUCUCUCUCUCUCUCUCUCUCUCUCUCUCUCUCUCUGUCUGUCUCUCUCUCUCUCUCUCUGUCUCUCUCUCUCUGUGUCUCUCUCUCAGCGCGCCGCUUCCAGCUGAGCGGAGGAAUAACGCAGCGCUCGGGCUUUAUCAAUGGGGAAUACAGAGGGAAACUGUAGCUUUCUCACUGCUGCGCAUCUGAUUUGUCUCGGUUGAAAGUCGGACAGAGGAAACCCCUCCGUGCUGAGCAAGGCGCUGGAAGGCAAAGGCGUUGCACCAAAUGUCAACUUGUGCAGUGAGUAACUACAGCCAUGUAUUGGAAGGCCAGUCAGACUCCGAUGAUGAAGAUAAGCUCCAUAUCGUGGAGGAAGAAGGGACCCCCAUGGACGGAGCUGACGGUGACAGUGUUGCCCACGACGAUGACGCUAACGGCCCCGAGGACCGAUGGGAUGAAGUGAAAGAGGAGUGUGUGUCGGAGGAGGAUGAGAGGAGUAGGGAUGCGCUUGUUGAGGAAAUGCUUCAGCAGGGAGACACAGCUAUCAUCUUCCCCGAGGCACCAGAAGACGAACCACGCCAGGGAACACCGGAGACCAGCGGCCAUGAUGAGAAUGGCACACCAGACGCAUUUUCUCAGCUCCUCACCUGUCCCUAUUGCUCUCGAGGCUACAAGCGCUACACGUCUCUGAAGGAGCACAUAAAGUAUAGACACGAGAAGAGCGAAGACAACUUCAGCUGCUCACUUUGCAGCUACACUUUCUCCCACCGCACACAGCUCGACCGACACAUGAGCGCGCACAAAGCAGGCAGAGACCAGCGGCAUGUAACCCAAACAGGGGGUGGAGGAAACCGUAAGUUUAAGUGCACUGAAUGUGGCAAAGCCUUCAAGUACAAACACCACCUGAAAGAACACCUGCGUAUCCACAGUGGAGAGAAGCCAUACGAAUGCCCCAACUGUAAAAAGCGUUUCUCUCACUCCGGCUCCUACAGUUCCCAUAUCAGCAGCAAGAAAUGCAUCGGCCUCAUUUCCGUCAACGGGCGACCGCGACCCUCGCCAUCCACAGGAGGCACCAAAACCCCUCAGUGUCCUUCACCGUCCCUGCCCUCUUCCCCCGCUACUGCCCGGACUCAGAGCCGUGACAAACUGGACCAUAGUAAACCCCUACAGGAGCAGCUCCCGAUCACACAGAUUAAGUCUGAGCCAUUGGAUUACGAGUACAAGCCUGUGGUAGUUGCCCCGGCUGCACCUGGAGGAGUAAACGGGGUUUUCCAAGGAGGGGCAGCAGCACCCCUACAGGGGGCAGUUCAGGCUGUCGUCCUCCCCACUGUAGGACUGGUCUCCCCAAUCAGCAUUAAUCUAGGGGACUUGCAGAAUAUGCUAAAGGUGGCAGUGGAUGGGAAUGUGAUCAGGCAGGUUUUGGAGAACGCCCAGACCAAAGGCCAGCCUGCAGGCACCGGCAGAGUGGCUAUUGCACAGGCUCCUCAGCAAGUCAUCCAAGCCAUCAGUCUUCCCAUUGUCGACCAGGACGGUACCACCAAGAUCAUAAUCAACUACAGCCUUGACCCAUCACAGGCUCAGGCAGCUCUGCAGAACUUGAAGAAAGAGCAGAUCGGGCAGAAUACAGACUCCUGCAAGGCUGAACGACUGCCUGAGGACCUGACGGUUAAAAGCAAGACAACCAGGGAUGAAACCACCGUCACUGUGGAUGAAGAGUGGCAACAGGAGAAGGGCAGACUCUACAAUCACAUGACAAACACACACUGUGGCAAAGAGGAACAGGAGGUUAAUGGAACCCACUUGGAGGAGAAGUCUGAAGCAGAUGUUGAACUGUAUCCUGGGCAGCCCCCACUGAAGAACCUUAUGUCCUUGCUUAAGGCUUACUUUGCCUUAAACGCAGAACCCUCCAAGGAGGAGCUGGCAAAGAUUUCAGAGUCGGUCAAUCUUCCGAAUGAUAUAGUCAGGAAGUGGUUUGAGAAGAUGCAGAAUGGGCAGAUUCCGAUGGAGGUCUCUGCAGCCACACCCCAGAAAGAGCAGACUAACGGGAUAGACAUUAAUGGCACUCUGGAGGAAACCCUCAAGUCGAUGUCGGAGCAGGACAACAAAAGCAACCAAGAGGAGGAGGAGAUGGAGCUUCGUAGCCCAACAGAGGGCACUACAGCUGGCAUAAGUGGAACAGAAAAUGGCCCCACAUCCCCUUUACCACUAAAUUUAUCUGCAGAUGGGCCUGUGCCAGCCCAGACUGCGGAGGAAGGAGAGGGACCUCUUGAUUUGUCUCUCCCAAAAUCUGUAGCGGCAGCAAAUGCAACCAGCGCUCACUCUGUUUACUCAGCUCAGGACGAGCCUCUGAACUUGGUUUGCACAAAGAAGGACGUGCUCAGCAAUGCAAGCACCAGCACUGCCAUCUAUGCCAGCCAAACAAGUGCCAAUCCCCUGAACAUUGUGACCACUCAACUGCCCACGCUGGUGGCUAUUGCCAAGCAAGGACCCGGGCAGUGCCUGCGUACACUCACCACCACUAAACAGACCAUCUUAAUCCCACAGUUAGCCUACACCUACACCACUACAGCCUCCAGCCCAGCAGGGGGCGACACCCCACAGAAGGCCAUACUGCAAGUCAACGGUGUCAAGGAGGAGAAGCUGGAGGCCAGUUCAGAGGUGGCUUCAGUGCUGGAGGAACAAACGGACUCAGACUCCGGCCUGGUGAGGAAGAAGAUGAAGAAGACUGAAAAUGGCUUGUAUGCCUGUGACCUGUGUGACAAAAUCUUCCAGAAGAGUAGCUCGCUGCUUCGGCAUAAAUAUGAACACACAGGUAAACGUCCUCACGAAUGCGGGAUCUGCAGCAAAGCUUUCAAACACAAGCACCAUCUGAUCGAGCACCUGCGUCUGCACUCGGGAGAAAAGCCGUACCAGUGUGACAAGUGCGGCAAGCGCUUCUCUCACUCCGGCUCGUACUCGCAGCACAUGAACCACCGCUACUCGUACUGUAAGAAGGAGGCACACAGCCAGAACCUGGCGCAGAGGGACGAAGAGGAGGAGAAUCCUAAUGAAGAGCAGCCCGGAGCAGUAAACGCUGCCACCUCGCCCCCGUCUCAGGUGGACUCGGAUGAACGAGGGAGCAGCGCCAGGGAGGACGAGGAGAGCGAGGAAGACGACGAGAUGGGCUCGGGGAGCAUGGUGGACGAGGACGAGAUUCAGGUGGUGAGGAUCGGCGAGGAAGGAGGAGAGGAUGAGGAAGACACCGGAGAGCAGGACAGGAUGGAAGAGAUGGACACAUCUCACGGAGGACACGAGGAGGUUACAGUCGAAAGUCAAGAAGAGGGAGAGGAAGAUGGAGAGAUGGUGAAGGUCGUGGUGAUGCAGGAUGAUGAGGAGGAUGAAGAGCAGAUGGAAAACACAGAAGCAAUGGACAUGCAGGAAAACAUAGGAGAGGAAAAAGCUAAAGAUGAAGGAGAAAAUGUGAAGGAGGAGGGUGGAAAUGAAGGAAACACAACCAGUGAAAACAGAGAUGUGAAAUGAAGAGAAACAACAUCAGGGCUUUUCUCGCUCUUAUUCUUUGCUACUUAGUUUUACAAAAACGUUACUAAUUUGAACAAAGACUACAGAUGUGGCUGCUUCCAGAGGAUGGCAGGAAAUGGUGAAGGAAGGAAGGAAGGAAGGAAGGAAGGAAGGAAGGAAGGAAGGAAGGACAGAAGGAAGGGAGCAAGAGCGCAGGAGCUCUGCUGUUGCAUUUUAUCCCACUACUGUGUAUAAAACCCCUUGUGUGCCUGAUGAUUUAAAAAAACAACAACAAAAAAAAACCAACGUGUUUUUUUUUUCCACAUAAGGACAAUUUUCAGUGUUUAUGGUUUGUAUAAAUACAAAGUUUAAUGAAAAAAAAAGACAUACAGACUGAAAGCUAGACACGUUUUAGCUAAUAACGUUUUAUUACUAAAACACCUUGGGUUUCUUUUUAUCAGUGUUACUAAUUUUUUGUCACUCUUGUUUAAACCUUAAAAAAAAAAAAGAAAGCUGUACAGUUGGGAGAGAUUUCUAUACAUUUUUAUUGCCAAUGAACAAAACUCAGUAUUUUAUUGCAUAUGAAGGAAAAAAAAGAAAGAUCCUGUGCACUACCAUGCUCCCAGUUUACUGAUGAACACCUCUGUGGGCCUUGUUUAAUGUCUACCUUUCAGUAUUAAUACUCUCGAUCUGACCCAUACGUCACACACACACCUACACUAGCUCACAACCCGUCUGUGUGUUUUGUUUGGAAGUGGCCUGUGAGCCUUAAACGGAAGGGGAAAUGGGGGUGAGAGACAAACCAAGAUUUUUUUUUUAACAAAAAAAAAAAAAGACAUCCAGAUUUUACAGAAACGUCAGUAUGGGUCUAAUCCCGCCCCGCUUCCCCGACUCGCAGCCCCGACACCCUUCCUUAUGCAAAAGCAUGCAUGUGUUAAGUGCCAUUGCAAAGAGCUGGUGCACUUCUCUCACACUCUUCUCUUCUUUAACAGCAUGUUCCCAGUGUGGUAGCAAACCUGUGACCCCCUGACCCUCAACCACUAGUCCGAACCCAAGGACUGUUCCUGUCUCUUUACGGAGCAAAAUUAAUUCUAACAAAAACAGUCAGGAAUCAAAGAACAAAACAUUUCCAGCUCUGAAGUGUUUCUGCUUCCCCUGUCUGAUGCACUUCUUCAUCUGAUUAACUACGCAUUCACUUUUACUUCAGGUAUUAAAUAUGAACCCGCCAUUACCUUUCACCUCGAGUUGUUUUUUUCUUUUUUCCCUACUUUCAUAACAGUCAGUAUUAAUUUUUUUUUGUCUGUUUCUCAGUGAACGUUGUGUAAUGUUUGUUUGCAGUCAUGGCAGUAUUAUUUCCUCACCCUCUUCAUCAGUAUAAGUUUAGAUUUAGAGACCUUUUAUAUUUAUGUGUCUUAUUUUUUUAUAUUUUUUUCCUUUAUGGUUAUUUAUUACACAGUGUAGUGUACAAUAUUGUAGUUUGUAUUAAUACAAUAAUAUAUUUUAGUAUGAAGAAUAAUUUCGAAGAAUGAAUGAAUACAAAGCUAGAGACAGCUCUCUGGCAUUUCAAAGUGUUUUAAAACAGAGAGUAUUAUUUUCACAUUUUCAAUUAUUUGAUUUCUUUUUUUUUAAACAGACACCCAGUAUUUGAAAGAUUAGAGAUUUCUCUUCUCACGUUGCCCAUCAUUGUGUUUCUGUCUCUUUCCCCACUAGACUUAGAAGCUACUGAACAUUUAUAAUUUAAUUGUAUGCUACAUGUGCAGACGUCCUUAACCACGAAACUGUGCUACUCUUUUACAAAGCCAAAAUGUUGUCAAUGAGGAAGGUUUUUUUUUUUUUUUAAAUGUUUUGUUUGUGCCAAUGUCUUAAUAGCAUGGCCACAACUUGUUUUAUAUGUCCCUGUUUUAAUCUGUGGUUAUAUAUUUUUUAUAGAUAGGUUUUCCUUUUUGUUUUUGUUUUUUUUAUGAC